GAGGAUUUGGGGAGAUUUGCCGUAGCCCGGGGUGGGAAAGGAGCAUCAGGGUUGACCGGGGAUGAAAGACCAACGGCUGGAGGAAACCCAGGCUCGCCAGCCAACCGCCGACUCGGAGGAGAGCAGCCGGGAUGCCAAAGAUGGAGGAGCUGGCGGAACACGGUGUCUUUCUGCCCCCUAAUAUGCAAGGGCUGACUGAUGAGCAGAUCGAAGAGCUGAAACUGAAGGACGAGUGGGGGGAGAAGUGUGUGCCCAGUGGAGGGUCUGUUUUUACGAAGGACGAGAUCGGGCGGAGGAACGGGCAAGCUCCAAAUGAGAAAAUGAAGCAGGUUUUAAAGAAGACGGUAGAAGAAGCCAAGGCGAUAGUGUCUAAGAAACAAGUAGAAGCUGGAGUCUUUGUUACCAUGGAGAUGGUGAAAGAUGCCUUGGACCAGCUUCGAGGUGCGGUCAUGAUCGUUUAUCCCAUGGGGCUGCCACCAUACGAUCCUAUCCGGAUGGAAUUUGAAAAUAAAGAAGAUUUGUCAGGAACUCAGGCAGCCCUCGAAGUCAUCCAGGAGUCGGAGGCACAGCUGUGGUGGGCCGCCAAGGAGCUGAGAAGAACAAAGAAGCUUUCUGACUAUGUGGGGAAAAAUGAGAAAACCAAAAUCAUCGUCAAGAUCCAGCAGAGAGGGCAGGGUGCCCCAGCCCGGGAGCCUGUCAUCAGCAGUGAAGAACACAAGCAGCUGAUGCUGUUCUACCACAGAAGACAGGAGGAGCUCAAGAAACUGGAAGAGAAUGACGAUGACUCCUGUCUGAACUCCCCGUGGGCUGACAACACGGCUUUGAAAAGACAUUUUCAUGGCGUAAAAGACAUAAAGUGGCGGCCCAGGUGAAGCCAACACUUGACUGUCAGAACCUCAACCCACCAAAUUCCUACCUUCCUGGUUUUCCUUUAGUUUGAAUUUUUGAAAUAAGUCAUUCACAGUUUUAGAACUUAAUAAAUACACAUUCAAAAGAGAAUGUUUUAGGACAGCUGUGUCACAUCUAAGGACUUAACUUGUUGGUGUCAUGAGAGCCAUGUCUUUCCUGUCCCUUACCUUGUGUGUGCCUGUGUUGGAGUGGAUCUGAGUUUCCUCUGUAGCAAGAUAGCCAGCUGGUCCGUAGCUGAUGUGGAACUCAGCCGUCAUGGCCACUAGAGGCCGCUGGCUGCAGUCUUGUCAUUCUCCAUGUGGAUGGGUUGAAUUCUGAGUUGGCUUUAGGUUAAGACACUAGGGCAAUGGUUCUCAGCCCAGGGUUGACCCACCCUUUCACGGGUGUUGCAUACCAAAUGUCCUGCAUGUCAGACAUUUACAUUACGAUUCAUGACAGAAAAAUGACAGUUAUGAGGUAGCAAUGAAAUAAUGUUAUGGUUGGGGUCACCAGAACAUGAGGAGCUGUGUUAAAGGGUCACAGCAUCAGGAAGGGUGGGAACCCUGCACUCGGUGGACCCACUGUCAUAUCUGACUGUGCUAGCCCUCAAGGGUAAGCUUGGCUCCGGGCUACCCCCUGGCCUUAUCUGCCAGGAGAAGCCACCCGUGGUUCAGGUUGGUAGCCAACUAGGCUAACCUGGCACCUUGACCCUUCUUCAGUUAACCAUUCAAGUCUCCUUCACUAAACAGGCUGGGAAAAGGCGUUGUGACGCUGGCACAGAGUGGCUGUGCUUGGGGAUGGCCACACCAACUGCAGGCUCAGCUGCCUGCUGUCCCUGGGUUGUGCUGUACACCAUCAGGCUAAUGACAACAGGUUUGUGCGCCUGUGACCACCUGCAGGACAUACUGGGGCACUGGGCCUUUUUAAAGUCACUAUUCCCCCUAAGCCACUGUAACCCCCAACACCUAGCGCUGCCAUCAAAUGAGGCACACCCAGGCUGCUCCCUGCAGCUACAAGUGUCCUAGAGACACACUUACCCUUGACCUUGGCCUCCAGGAUGCUGGCUCAGUUAAGAGGAAAUUCUUCUUGCGCCCUGUAAGGGAACGGAAGCAUAGUACUGUUCCCUGCGCUGGACUUCCUGUCCCACGCUCCUCCCACUCACUGCCCCUCCCACCUACGCACCCCAGGCCAGCCACCACAGCCUUGAAAGGAGCAGUAGGAGCGAGGGGAGCUGGCCCUGGACAGGUCCUGCCUGAUGCAAGGCAGCCUUUCCCCGAGCCAGCACCCCACAUCUGGGAUGAGAGCAAGCCACUUGUUCUGCCUGGCUUCAUCCUCAGAAGUAAAGCUAGCUAGAUGUCCCUGUUUCCACUUGGAGGAAGACUUGGGCAUCCAGGAAAAGCUGUGAGGCUGAGCCCCGCACCUUGAGAUUCUCCCAGAAACUUUGGCCUCCCAAGCUACUUCACCAGAGGGGGCCCCAAAAGGCCACUUCUCAAAGCCAGAUGUAGCUAGCCACUUUGUGGUCCUGCUAUUUCAAUUGAUCAAAUUUUGUAAAAUCCAGAUUUGCAUCUAUUCCCCCUUCCUUUGAUUAUAAUUUUUAAGUUUUUCCUUGGAUUGUUUUGGCCUUGAAUGACGUUUGUUCUUAAAGCCUCGAGUUGUAUCUGGGGAA
Molecule: messenger RNA, 2554 nt
Organism: Mus musculus (house mouse)
Lineage: Eukaryota; Metazoa; Chordata; Mammalia; Rodentia; Muridae
Gene: Cfap298
Product: cilia and flagella associate protien 298
Exons: 7
Coding region: 132-872 (246 amino acids)
Biological process (GO): regulation of cilium movement; cilium assembly
Cellular component (GO): cytoplasm; cytosol
Source: RefSeq, a predicted model, not a curated record